This is a messenger RNA of Aricia agestis (brown argus), 1601 nucleotides long. RefSeq names its product zinc finger protein 726-like. The record is from RefSeq and is a predicted model, not a curated record. Gene Ontology annotation, cellular component: nucleus. Bases 1 to 1173 code for a protein of 390 amino acids. NCBI's taxonomy places the organism in Eukaryota, Metazoa, Arthropoda, Insecta, Lepidoptera, Lycaenidae. The transcript has 2 exons.
AUGUUGAUAAUUCCAAAUCGAAUACGGAACGUGUGUGUAUGCUGCCAACUUAAUAAAAUAUUUUUUACAGGUAUACAGGAAGAAUAUGACGUAGAAAGUUCAAGUCAUUGUGAAGAUGGAACUGCCGGAGUACUAAUUGAGGACAACACCACAGAUACUACACAAGAUGGCAAAUCACACGCUUCUGACGUUUGGACUAAAACCUUUUUCGACAGUUCAAACUUAAAACGACACAAAUUAAGUCAUACUGGGGAAAAGCCUAACACUUGUGAUGUCUGCAAUAAAUUAUUUAAUGACAGAUCAAGUUUGAAGCAACACAAACGAACACAUACUGGUGAAAAACCCUACACUUGUGAUGUGUGUAGCAAGAAGUUUUCACUUUCAUAUAGCUUGAAAAGACACAAACUAUUACAUAACGAUGAAAAACCUUACACUUGUGAUGUCUGCAAUAAAUUAUUUAAUGACAGAUCGAGAUUAAAGAAACACAAACUAAUACAUACUGGUGAAAAACCCUACACCUGUGAUGUAUGUAGCAAGAAGUUUUCAAUUGCAUUUAACUUGAAAAGACACAAACUAUUACAUAACGAUCAAAAACCUUACACUUGUGAUGUCUGCAAUAAAUUAUUUCAUGACGGUACGAGUUUGAAGAAACACAAACUAACACAUACUGACGAACCUUACACUUGUGAUGUGUGUAGCAAGAAGUUUUCACUUUUACAGAACUUUAAAAGACACAAACUAUUACAUAACGAUGAAAAAAGUUACACUUGUGAUGUCUGCAAUAAAUUAUUUCAUGACAGUUCGAGUUUCAAGAAACACAAACUAAUACAUACUGGUGAAAAACCUUACACCUGUGAUGUAUGUAGCAAGAAGUUUUCAAUUGCAUUUAACUUGAAAAGACACAAACUUUUACACAACGGUGAAAAACCUUAUGCUUGUGAUGUUUGCAAUAAAUUAUUUAAUGACAGAUCGAAUUUAAAAAAACACAAAUUAUUACAUACUGGUGAAAACCCUUACAUUUGUAAUAUUUGCAGUAAAUUAUUUCAUGACAGUAAGAGUUUGAAGAAACACAAAAUAAUACAUACUGAUGAAGCUUACACUUGUGAUGUAUGUAGCAAGAAAUUUUCACAUCCAUCUAGCUUGAAAAGACACAAACUGUUACAUACCGAAUAAAAACCUUACGCUUGUAUAUCUGGGGGCCUAUUAUGAGCUCUUAAAUCCAUUCACUUUACGUCCUCAAAGUGACUGGCUGUCGUUUUGGUACUAUGAGCUCUAUUUUCCAGUGAUUUUCCAGCCAGCCAGCGAUCAUGUGACACAAAACGAGCACAAAACCAUAGACAAAACACACUGCUCCAUUGUGAACUGACUUGGGUGGUUAUUGCCUGGAACAAUUCAGUUUCCGUGAAUGGUCAUAAUAGACCCCCUGCAAUAAGUUAUUUCAUGACAGUUCGAGUUUGGGGCAUCGAGACCAGGUUUUCCCGAAACCCGGGUUUUUGGGAUCACGAAAAACCCCGGGUUUCAAAAAUGGAACACGGGUUUUUCGAAACCAACAUACAAAUUCUUUAUCUUUACAACUUAAGUAAAUUAAGUAGGUAAGUAUU